CUUAACGCUUCACCAAAUUUAAGCUCAACUAAAAAGAGUGAACAUGGCAUACAGCGCAUGCUCCCUUAUCGUUAAGAUCAUAAUAGUUAACGUCACAGACACAACCAAACUUGGUGAGAAGAAGCCUUCUACGCCUUCAUACACUGUAAAAAUGGUUAAAAUCGGAUAAUAACCACGUCCAGUUCCUUUACAACGACACAUUUCAAGGAAACGUAAACUGACAUUUUCGUCAAAAAAGAAAAAAAAAUUGUUAAAUAGUCUCAGAGAAAUAAUUUGCUACUAACAUUUAUCUCCUUCUUUGUUACACACCAUAUCCUUGUAAUCAAGUGAUCAGGUCAGCUACAAAAUCAUUUCGGCAUCGCACAAUUCUAUGGUCUUUCCCUAGCUGAAGAAUCGCAAGAUCAGAUCACAAAUAACAGUAUUCGUAUAUUUUUAAGAGGUAUUUAUUCGGAACUCCUUCAAUAAAAUGGUAAGACAACGGCCACGGAAAUCUGUCGAAGAGCUGUAUGCGUCAAAAUUUGAAACAAACACAAUUAAAUCUCAAGCAAACAAUAACAUGCCAAAGAACUUACGCGAUCGCGGAGAGUACGGAGGAUACAUUAUCACUUCCAAUACUCCUUACAAUACCAGCUGUCAAGCAACAUCUGGCAACUCGGCAACCGUCAAUAGUAACGGCAAUACAAUGGGAGUUAGCAGUAUGACGACAGGUCGUCGCAAAAGUGCACGUCCGGUAACUAAUAGCGUCAAACAAGACAAAUAUUUUGGUAAGGACGAGAAGGUACUGAAUCUCGAUGAUGGUAAAAAAGAGCAUAGUAGCAGUAACAAAGCUAAGACUGCCCGCACAGAAAAAAGCAACUAUGGUCACCCAUCGGCGAUAUACAAUGCGCCUAAUAUAUACGAUAACAAGAACUAUACAAGCUUUGCGGAUAGUACCGCGCAAAAAGAUCUACGCGUUCAGGAGCAUUCUAAUCACCAUCGUCACCAUCACGCCAACCAUGACGAUGAUAAGGAUGAUGAUACCGAAGAGUUUUUUGAACUCAUUCGUCAAACUGUUGAAAACGCUAUUGGAAAAUCCAUCUCUGAUUUACUCAACCGUAAUUUUCGUGAAUUAUCAGCAAAAGUCGAUCGAUUUUCUGCUGAACUUAAAUCCACAAACUCAAUGUUAAAUAAACUUCAGGCUGAUUUGAAUAACAAGGUUGUGCACUACGGGGAGGAGAACUCACGCCAUUUCCGCUAUCUCUGCAUGAAAUCAGAGUAUGACAAAAUGUUUUACCAACACCAUACGAUGUUGGCAUCUACUUCAAACACCCAAUCAACUGCUGCACCAACUCCGCCAUCAAAUCAUACCGAGAAGCGAGGUAGCGGAUCGAAGCAAAGUACAUCGGUCAAUGAAUGUGAAAAGGCACAAAACUCAUGUUCAUGUCGCAGCACAAUUAAAACACCUCCUUCGGAACCACACAAAACCUCUUCAGAGGAGCGUAGCAUGAGCCAAAAGUCAUCUGAGAUGGGUAUGCGUGAAGUUUUGGAGCACAUUCAACGCUUUUGUACCCAAAUACAAAUGAGUGAACUAAAAUGUGACGAUCAACCGUUGCCCAAAAGUAACAGUUAUCGCUUAGAAGACGCUAUGAAAAUUAGCAAGCCCGUUUUCGAAGAGGAUGAUGAUGAUUUCCAAAUGAGCUCCGAUGGCAUGACACCUCGCAGCGACGAACACUUGCACCACAAUAAAUAUGGUGGAACAACGAUGCGUAGUUGCAGCACAACGCGCGGAGGAAACGGAGGUGGAGAUGCCUAAGAUUAGAAUAAUGGGUAUUUAUCUGCUGUUCGUUAAUAUGUAAUAAAAAGUACAGCGGAGGAAGAAGGAAAUCAUAAUGAAAACAAACAAUUAAUAUAUGUACAUAAAAUUGUAUGUGAAUAAUGUACUAUACAUAUUAAUACGCUAUGGCAUGUGUGAUCGUUAAAAAUCCCUAAAUAAUGGAAUUUCAAAUGUAAUUCUAACUCUAAAUUAUGCUCGUUCCCGAUUAUUUAUUUCUCAAAGAAUUUAAAAUUUGUAUCAUACAUAUGUAUAUAAAUGUAUGUAUUAUAUAUAUAUUUUAUAUUAUAAUCUUGAUACCUCCCGUUCUACUUGGAAUAAACAAAAAUUGUAGUAUUAUUUUGACUAAGCAGUUCUGAACUUUGUCAUAACCAUAAUUAUCACUGGCGAUAGUGAAGGAUUAAUAUGCAUCAAAACUUUGUUGAAAGAUUUUAUUAUUAAAGCGGAAAACAAAAUUUAAUUUAUAACUGUGAUGAGAUGAUUCCCAAAUUGUCACAAAUUUGAGAGCAGAUUGAAGGGUUUUAAAUUUGUUCUUAACACUGGCUGUUCUGUGCAACACAUGUAUCACCGCACAAGUAUGAGUCAACUGAGUUAUAGAUACACGUACAUAUAUAGUAAGUAAGCGAAUUUCGCUCUUAAUUCCAGGUAUUAAUUUUAAUUAAUUAAUCAAUUAAUUUUGUAAAUUGGUGGUCUUUACAAGGUUGGAACAGCAAACGUGUGAUUAUAAUUAUGUAAUAUAUUGUAAUAUUGUUUAUUUAAGUAGAAUUUAGUUUAAUUUGUGUCAGUCUGCUUUAUGUAUGUGUCUUUCAACUCUUUGAAUUAAAUCUUGCGGUUGCAGUUAUGUGAAAUAAGGGAGUAAGGUGCUCUCAAAACUAGCUAAUUACUUAACUACUUUAAAACCAUUUGCCAGGUCUAAUAUCGAAACGCGCUUCACAUUUAAGAGCAGUUGGAUCAACCGUUUAAGCUUAAUCAAUGUCAAUAAAUGUCCUUUAACAGAAAAACACAUACACAUUAUAUUCUGAUUUGCAAUCGUAUUUAAGAAAAAGCUUUCUGUUAAUGUUAAAAAUGAAGUUGGGAAAUUUAUAAAA
Messenger RNA from Bactrocera tryoni, 2898 nucleotides. RefSeq lists its product as uncharacterized. The coding region runs from base 467 to 1792 and encodes 441 amino acids. The transcript has 5 exons. The record is from RefSeq and is a predicted model, not a curated record. NCBI's taxonomy places the organism in Eukaryota, Metazoa, Arthropoda, Insecta, Diptera, Tephritidae.